AUGCUGGAAUCACCGAAAUUCAUUGAUAAUGACAACUAUCAAGGCAGUCGAGCCUUCACCUGGCUGGCGGAUAUGUGUGGAUUGUCUGUAGAUUUGAUCAACUUUUUAAUAUGCCAAAUUGGCGCACUCUUCCUAGCCUCGCUGUUUCGCUCCAUCCUACAUCCGACCAGAGUAUCAGCACAUGUGCGUCACAUUUUCGCGCUAACGGUUGGCUUGGCCUUUGGCUAUUUUUGCUUUGGACCACAAGCCAUACAUAUUGCCGGACUUCCAGCCGUUUGCUAUAUUGUCAUAAGGACACAGGAUCCACGCGUGGUGCAGCGAAAUGUUAUGCUCGUCGCCAUGACUUACUUGCUGUGCAUCCAUCUGAUUAGACAGAUCUACGAUUACGGCUCCUACUCGCUGGACAUCACCGGCCCACUAAUGAUAAUUACACAAAAAGUAACAAGUUUAGCGUUUAGCAUACACGAUGGCUUUGUGCGUCAGCAUAAGGACCUCACCAAAGCACAACAAUAUCAUGCCGUUUAUAAGUUACCAUCGGCGCUUGAAUAUUUUUCAUAUGUUUUACAUUUUCAAGGCCUAUUGGCCGGCCCAUUGGUAUUCUACAAAGACUACAUUGACUUUGUUGAAGGUUACAAUUUACUCAAGCGACCAUCGACCAAUGGCAAUUUAGAUAAUGGCAAAUCAGAAUUGGUACUAGAACCUUCACCCAUGAAGGCGGUCAUCAAGAAAGUCAUCGGUAGCAUGGUGUGCGCAUUCAUAUUUAUGAAAUUCGUAAAAAUGUAUCCCGUUAAGAAUAUGAAAGAGGAUGACUUUGUAGCGGGCACCUUGGUGCCGUAUAAAUUCUGGUAUGCCAUGAUGGCUACAUCGUGCAUACGCUUUAAGUAUUAUCACGCAUGGCUAUUGGCCGAUGCCAUAUGCAAUAACUCGGGUCUUGGCUUCACCGGCUAUGAUAAGGAUGGCAACUCGAAGUGGGAUUUAAUAUCGAAUAUUAAUGUGCUGGGAUUUGAGUUCGCUACCAAUAUGCGCGAUGCAAUCAACAAUUGGAAUUGCGGCACAAAUCGCUGGUUGCGCACCAUUGUCUAUGAGCGUGUGCCGAAAAAGUAUGGCACUGUUUUGACAUUCGCUUUGAGCGCUGUCUGGCAUGGCUUCUAUCCCGGUUACUAUGUGACAUUUGCCACCGGCGCUUUGGUGGUCACGGCUGCGCGCUUGGCUCGUCGCAUGUUCCGUCAUCGCUUCCAACGCACCCAGUUUACACGUAUGUUCUACGACAUACUCACAUGCCUGACUACACGCCUAGUAAUGGGUUAUGCAACAUUCCCAUUUGUUCUGCUUGAAUUCAUGGGCAGCAUUCGAUUGUACCUGAGAUUUUAUUUCUGUUUCCACAUAGCCGCACUUAUUACCAUUUUCAUUUUACCCAAAUUCAUACGCGGCGAACAGCGACGCGAACCCCAAACACAACCACAAAAACAACAAAAUCCUAGUGAUGAAAAUAUCAAGUCCAACAACUUAAGCACCGCCUCAUUGCCGGCGUGCAGUACAGCUGUAAAGGGCAACCACCUCAACGACACAAUCACAGCAAAAAUACCUCAAGGCAAUAAUUGUAAUGAUCUCAAUGAUGUUAAUGACGACGAUGACGAUGAUAACCUCAGCGCACCGAUAGCAGCAGCAAAUAAGACGAACAAAAAGAGUCCACCACAACCCACACCGCCAGUGCCAGCACCGAGUGUGGCGUGUGCACGCGAAGCGGUCAGUGUGCAGCAUGAAGAAUGCGAAAUGGAUCAAUUAGGUAAUAAGAUUAAGGAGAAAAUCGGCACCGAGACGAAGAAUAUUGAAGAAUUCAUCGAUAAGACUGUGGCCGAGACGGUGAGCGGCAUCGUGGAGCUGAAGAAAGAUUUGAUGCGCAAUCGUGGUUUCCCCACUAUGCCUCUAACACAGGAUGGCCUACGCAAGCGAGUUGGAAUCGGUGCAAAUGGUACGGCAUUGAACGCGGGUAUUGGUAGCGCAACUGGCAACGAAACAAUCGACAAGCUUGUGAAUGGUGUAGAGGAGAGUGGUGCUUUUUUGAAGAAGGAAAUCGAAGUCAUCAAUGCGGUGGUGCAACAGGCGAAUGUCCUGCCAGCUGUGCUGAGCAAUGGGCAUGCUAAAUAGUAAUAAGCAAAACCACAAGCAGUUAAGAAAAGUCUAAGCUGGCUGGCUGGUGCAGCGGAAAGGAGGAGGGAGGCGUGGGCAAAGCAUGCGGCGGCAGAGAAAGGAAGUCGGAGGGAGAAUGGAAAGCAGGAAAUUGUUGGUGUGAAUGGCAAGCUGUUGGCGAAGCAAGCAACAUUAAUUUUAUUUUGGGGGCGAGUUUAUUGCCGUAUAAAAAGAAAAUAAUUACAACUCGAUAGAUAUGUAUGUAGGGAUGUCAGCGAUGGCGUGAGAUUUGAACUAGAAAAAGGUACCAAUGCGAGGCAAAUGCAUUGAGAAUUUUAUAUAACAUGAACAUAACUAUGUAUGUACAUAUGUGGAGAAAAAAAGCACAUCACACCAAGAAAACACAACUGCGCACGCACACACACAUAUACACCAACACACACAGCUAUGCGCAAGCCUUAUCAGCACAAAAAAACAUAUUUUUUGUAAACAGUCGCCAGCGUUACAGUCGCCACACAAACACAUGCAUACAUAUUUUACACAAUAAAAUGUAAAAAAAAAAUUAUUAGCAACAACAAAAAAAUGCUCUUAAAAUUGUUGCAUUGCAGCUUAAAUUUAAUUUUGUAUCUUUUUCCUUCCGUUUUUCAUUGUGAACAUUCAAAAAUUGUCAUUAAGCAAUUUUCUGUAUUCAUUAAUCCAUACAAUAAAUACAUAUACGUACUGUUAUUUGCGCAUUGAACAAAGCUUAACAUUGAUAAAAUACACAAUACGAUUUUUUACAAAUUAUAACC
Ceratitis capitata (Mediterranean fruit fly) is the source of this 2921-nucleotide messenger RNA. RefSeq names its product lysophospholipid acyltransferase 1 (gene oys). Gene Ontology annotation, cellular component: membrane. Bases 1 to 2148 code for a protein of 715 amino acids. The transcript is spliced from 8 exons. The record is from RefSeq and is a predicted model, not a curated record. NCBI's taxonomy places the organism in Eukaryota, Metazoa, Arthropoda, Insecta, Diptera, Tephritidae. Gene Ontology annotation, biological process: lipid modification. Gene Ontology annotation, molecular function: acyltransferase activity.